Messenger RNA from Diplodia corticola, 3459 nucleotides. Its product is annotated as telomerase reverse transcriptase. Gene Ontology annotation, biological process: telomere maintenance via telomerase. The record is from RefSeq and is a predicted model, not a curated record. Gene Ontology annotation, cellular component: telomerase catalytic core complex. The transcript is spliced from 10 exons. Gene Ontology annotation, molecular function: telomeric repeat DNA binding; telomerase RNA binding. Lineage: Eukaryota; Fungi; Ascomycota; Dothideomycetes; Botryosphaeriales; Botryosphaeriaceae. The coding region runs from base 1 to 3459 and encodes 1152 amino acids.
AUGAAGAGGAAGCGCAGCGCGAGCGACGCCGUCGCCCAGGCCCGGCCCCGCCACACGACCCACCCCACCCACCCCGUCCUCCAGCGCUUCUAUCCGCAGGUGCUGCCGCUUCGCCAGUUCCUGCUGUCGAGGCUGGCCGGCGCCUCGACCCGCAAGCGGCGCCGCAUCGCACAGCUCGGCCUGGGGCGCGAACCAACCGCCGCCCCUGGUGCUGUGGUCGCCGAUGAUCUGCGAAUCCUCCUGGACGACACCUGGGUCGGCGCCGCCCACCACGCGGCCCCCGCCGAGCGUGCCGAUCUCGAAAAGGACCUCGAGGUCCUCUCCCAGGAGCUGCCUUCGAGCAGCAGUCCGGGCGACGUCUGCCCCGAGCUCCAGUCGGAGAUCGUCGACUUUGUCAUUCGAUCACUGUUCAAGAAGCAUCCCGGUCUGCAUCGGCCGCCUCACGUCCUUUGCCAUGGGUACGAGCGGGCAUCGUGCCCGGAUCGCGGCCCCGGCCCGCUGCCAGAUGCGUCUCCCAACAUGUCCGGCAUCGUGAGCCGUUAUCCCAACAGUCACGUCAAGGCUGUCAAGGGCCCCGCAUGGUCCGCGUUGCUUGUCUCGCUGGGCAGCGGCGGCGACCGAAUCAUGGUGGAAUUGCUGAUGAACUGUGGGGUUUUUGCUUCCCUAGACGGUCCGAGUGGAGGCUGCUAUCAGCUGAGUGGAAAGUCUUUGGCGGACCUUGAGCCCAUCUUCCCGCACAGGGACCUGCAGAAUAAAUCUGCACAGGGGGGAGGCUCCAUCCCUGCGCCGGGGCCUAAACGGCCAAGGUACAGGGGUCCGGAUAGCCUCACGGCAAUAACUUUCGUCAGAAGCCGUAUGCUUUACGCGAGAGCCGCCCUCAACGCAAAGGGCGAAGUGCGUUUCGGCCUCCGUCAUAUUCAUGUGCUCAACCGUCUGUCGGAUCAUACCUCGUUGAAGCAAACCAUCCACAUCUUGAAAUACAUCUUCCCCCGCCAGUUCGGCCUGCACAAUGUGUUCACUUGCAAGACAAACUUUCGGGAGACAUCACAGCCAUUCAAGGACUACACGCUGCGUGAGCAGGAAAUCUCACGUGACUUGCUGCGCAGGGCGUCCGGUAAAGGCCGGCGCGACUCGAAAUCUGGCGACAUCAAAGAUGUGAUACCCAGGAGAUUGAGGGGCCAUGCCGUGGAUCUUGUCCGCCGCUUCCGAGUCCUGCAUCGCCGGUGUUCCUACGUUGAACUGCUCCAUUACUACUGUCCGACUCUUCCCGAGGAAUCCCAGGCUACCUUGAAUGGACAUGGACAUCAGCCAUGGUCAAGGGAUCGGGAUGUCGAGAAGUCGGAUAUCACUGGAGCUUCGGGGUUGCAGCAGGGCGCCGCGCCUGCCGGAAGUAGCACACACCAGGCCUGUUUCACCGAUAUGGCGACUCCCGAAUAUCAAGUGGAGGCCUUCUGCCGUUCCAUCAUGAAAAAUGUCGUACCCAGUCGUCUCUGGGGCGAAGGGGAAACUCAGGCGCACAAUAGUCAUGCUUUCUUGGCUCAAGUCGGACGAUUUGUGCGCCUUCGCCGCUUUGAGAGCCUUACACUUCACGAAGUCAUGCAGGAUAUGAAGAUUACCGGAGUCGCUUGGCUUCAGCCUCCGAACGCUCACCCAGGACAUAAAAUGUCACAAUCAGAUUUCACCAAACGGCGAGAGCUCCUCGCAGAGCUUAUUUACUAUUUAUUCGACUCCUUUCUCAUCCUCCUGAUCCGCACCAACUUUCACGUAACUGAAUCAAAUGCCGACAAAAACCGGCUAUACUAUUUCCGUCAUGACGUAUGGAGGAAAUUGACGGAGCCUGUGUUGGCACACUUGAAGACGACCACCUUCGAGGAAAUAAAGGCCGACAGAGCGACUAGGAUUUUAUCGUCACGUCAGCUUGGCUACAGCCAGGUCCGCCUUUUGCCCAAGAAAAUCGGAGCCCGACCAAUAACAAACCUUAGACGGCGGGUGCAGAUCACGGUAAAUGGCAGAUCGAUCCUGGGGAGAAGCAUCAACUCAGUAAUGAAGCCGGUCUUCAGUAUUCUUAAUCUGGAGAAGUCGCACCAGCCUGAGAGACUCGGUUCGUCACUGUUUUCGGUCGGCGAGAUGUACUCUCGACUCAAGGCAUUCCGCUUUGCUUUGGCACAACGAGGCCUGGUGGAAAAGCCACUCUACUUUGUGAAGGUCGAUGUGAAAUCCUGCUUCGACACGAUCCCCCAGAAGAGGCUGUUAGAUAUCGUCAGAGACCUGCUAAGUCUUGAUGACUAUCGUGUCAAGCGGCACGUCGAAGUCAACUCAGCAAUUUCCUGCCGGUAUUCGAGCAACAUGGGGUGUGCUGUGAAGCCGGUCAAGAAGUACCUUGCACAGGCAAGGGGGACGAGUGACGCGCGCGACUUUGCAGGGGUUUUGCGGACGCAGUCGAGGAGCAAUCCUCGCAAUGCAGUGUUUGUCGACUCGGUUGUUGAGCAACGGCAGAGCAAGGAAGAAGUGAUGAAGCUCUUGACGGAGCACGUCGAGCGCAACAUCAUCAAGAUAGGCAAGAAAUACUACAGGCAAAAGACGGGCAUUCCCCAAGGGUCCGUACUGUCCAGCCUGCUGUGUAGUUUUUUCUACGCGGAACUGGAAGCCGAUCUUCUCGGCUUCCUGGGAGCCGACACGAGCGUCUUGCUCCGCUUGAUUGACGACUCGUUGCUGAUCACCACCGAGCGACAGCACGCUGAACGGUUCCUGCGCGUCAUGUACGAGGGCAACGAAGACUAUGGCGUCGGCGUGACGAAAGAGAAGACGCUGUUGAAUUUUGGCUGCAGCGUAGACGGGGCCGAGGUGCCCCGACUCCCGUCCCUAACAAGCUUUCCGUAUUGUGGAACGCUGAUCAACACUAGAAAUUUGAACAUCAGCAAGGACUUCGGGCCAAAGGCUCCACGAGAAUUACGCAACGGUCUAACGGUAGAAUUCUCAAAGCUUCCGGGGCAGACGUUCCAUCGGAAAACGCUGAAUGCUCUGAAGAUGCAGCUGCACGCAAUGCUUCUCGACACGUCGUUCAACCUGGAGCGGACGGUUCUUGGCAACCUCUAUCGAUGCUUCGCCGACACGGCGCGGAAGUGCUGCGAAUACCUCAGGUGCCUGCCGGCGCGCAAGCGCAGCAGCGACAGCCUCCUCAUCAAGACAGUUCACGACGUUGCAGCGCUGGCGGCGGCCACGAUGCGGCGCAAGAAGGAGGGCAGGAGGGCGGCGGCGUGGCAGGGCUACCAGUGCGAGGUUAGCCGACGUCAUACACAAUGGCUCUGCUACCGCGCCUUCCAGUCGGUGUUUCAGCGCAGGCCGACCAAGCACGCGCUGCUCCUGCGGUGGCUGGCGGCGCGGGCGGCGGCGGGCAGGCCGCGGGCGGCGGCCGAGCGGGCGGCGCUGGCACAGGCAGCCAGCGCAGGCAGCGCAUGA